AUGCUAUUUAACCCUCCUCAGUCUAAAGACCAUGUACGAGAUAGGUUUAGAAAUAUCCCUCGUUACCUCUUGAGGGUUGUGAGCCCUCGAUCCGUCGGCGCCAAUGAUACGACAUGGAUCAGAUCAGACUCUGCAGAACAACAAGCGGCGCAUUCUACGGUCGAUUUAUUCGCGAUGCGUGAUGACGAGGCUGCCGCAAUGAUCAACGCGCAUUUGCGAUGGGAGGGCGGAUAUGACAACCUCGUCUCUUGGACAAGCUCGCAGUUGUUCGCAAUACAGUACAUGCUUUGGUUACAUACCGCGAGGGGCUGCAGUACCUCUGCUAUCAAGCUUUUUGUGCUUGACACUUCGGCAUUGCCUGCGGGGGUCUUCCUAAGAGAUAUUGAUCUCCUAGAGGCCUACCACGAGCAUUCUCCCAGGCUGGAUGAUCUGUACAUAUUGAGACGCCGGAGACACAAAAAUUAUCAGGGAUACUUUUAUUUCGGAGAGUAUCUCUCCCAAGGCUGCUUGAACAUCGAGGGCCGCGUUCAAGUCGUCAGUCUAGCCGCAUUACUGGAGAAUGGCCUUUCCACCUUGCGCCCCGAGUUCGCCGACAUGUCAGAGAGCCGGCGGGGUCUGGCGAACCAAGUCAUCGCAAUGCGCGAAGCAUUCUUGUACCCACCACGGCUGAUCACUGAGAACGAGGCCCGCGCAGUUAUACGUCUGUCGGAGCUCUUCGAGCCAAGCUGGAGACUGCCCAUGGCAGCCUACUUCCUAGCACUCUGGCCUCGUACCCUGCAGGACGGGGACAUGAUCAAUAUGUUCAGCAACAGGCUCAUGAUGGACUCGUACUCGUUCCGCUUACCAUACAUUCGCGUGGCCGGCCUGACCGACACCGAUAAACAGAGUUGCUCCGAGCUUGGAACGAAGGUAUGGUCCUGUGCUGAGCUGCCAGAGGUGACACAGUUUGAGGUUAUCAUACGAGCAAUUUACGAAGAGUUCGUAGCGACGAAAACCCUAGGUACGUUCUGA
Messenger RNA from Cryphonectria parasitica EP155, 1011 nucleotides. RefSeq lists its product as uncharacterized. The transcript has a single exon. The coding region runs from base 1 to 1011 and encodes 336 amino acids. Lineage: Eukaryota; Fungi; Ascomycota; Sordariomycetes; Diaporthales; Cryphonectriaceae. The record is from RefSeq and is a predicted model, not a curated record.